Coregonus sp. 'balchen' is the source of this 16780-nucleotide messenger RNA. The record is from the annotation of a GenBank genome assembly. Lineage: Eukaryota; Metazoa; Chordata; Actinopteri; Salmoniformes; Salmonidae.
CAGAGAGUUUGGGAGAAAUCACAUGUCUGAGGGAUUCAGUUGAGGUCGGCAGCUAGAAGGAUUUCUUUGAAUAGCUUUUUGUGUUAGUGAGUUAAAAAUGCAAAGCUGUGCCAAGUCUUGGGGGAUCCUAUUCGCCAAAUCGGUUAAUUCACAUGCACCUUGCAGACAUAUAUCUGGUAAAAGCCGAAUAUUUGGGAAACUACAGACUAGAAUCCAAAACCGCAAUGCUUUUGUAACUGUCUGGGGUCUUCAGACGUCUGCAGUCUAUGCUUCUUCCAGACAGAUAGACAGAAUACUGCCGAGACACGAUGAUUUUGCAGAGAGGCAUAUUGGUCCAGGCGAAAGGGAGAAAAGGGAGAUGCUGGAUGUUCUUGGACUUGAGGUAAGAUUGACAAACAUUUGGAUAAAAAGAGAACUGAUAGGACAGAAAGUAGGCUAAUGUGUCGAUAUAAUGCAUGGUAGGCGCUCUUGCAUGUGUCUUGUCAUAAACAGCUACAUUUUCAACAAUGUAUACAGUUUUAGUGCGUUUUUUGUGAUCUGUACAUUGCUUUUCAGUCGAUCGCCCAGUUGAUAGAAGAUACAGUUCCAGAAUCCAUCCGUAUUCAAAGAAGUAUGAAAAUGGAUGAUCCUCUCUGUAAGUUGUUUUCUCCCAUCUUUAACAGCACGUGUUAUUGUUGAUGUGUGUGUUCUCAAUAUAUACGUUACCUAUUGCCUCAUCGUGUUAUAAAAUUCUGCAUCUGGUAUGAUUUUGUUUUUCAAGUGUGUUUCAAUAUUGCUGUUGAUUUCCCCGUCAAAUGUAAUCUUGAUUUGUUUAUUUAUUAGCCUUUAUUAUGUUUUGUCAGCCUAUUUUACUGGUCUCUGAAUUUUCUUUUAACAUUGUAAAUCAAGCCAAGCAAGGGAGUGGCUGAAAUGUAGGUUGCACUCCUAUUGUGGUGCCAUUGUGAAGCGCUCUUCACCGUUAAGUCUUCCUUUGAACAUAUUUGGAGUUGUUUUUGCGGAACUCAACGAGCAGCACCAAUCUCCUGUUGGGAAGCGGAUGCUAAUAGGAUGGCAAUUGGAGUGUAAAGUUCAGCCUUGAGCUCCUGUCCCAAGUCCAGUUCAAUCUGGUUAUAGCGUUAAUGUUACAUCACAGACGAAUGACAUGUGCAAACGAGCUUCAUGAGAUUCCUAAUAUGGUUAAUAAGAUGGGUUUUGGUAUUCUUACUUGAAUACAAAUAUUUUUUACAUUUAAUAAUAGACAGACGGAUUUUCAGUCGAAUAAGAGAAUUAGGAGACCUUUGAAAUGUCUUACUAUCAAUAAUAGUUUAUUGUCUACAAAACACUUACGAGGCGUAUUUCCCUGGCAAGUCCCUGCAUAAUUCCAUCAGAGACAGACGUCUCAUACUGUUAUCACUUGAGAUUUACAAGGCUAUAAAACAUACUAUUCUGGACAAGUACAGUACAUUGUAUUACUAAUUUACCAUGUUCUGUGUAAUGGAUUACAUUUCUAUAAAAAAAAAAAUUCUAAAGCAACUGACAAUAUGGUCCAUAAUAUACAAUAAUUAAGCAAAAAAGUCAUUUGAAAACAGACAAAAGCAUUACACGCAAAGUAUUGCUGAUGACAGUUUUCAUCAAAGAUACAUGGAAGAUGAUUGUUAUUUUGCCAAUAUUCUCACCAGUCCACAUUGAUGAUGCACUCUUGCCAGUGACCCAUCUCUACAAUAACCAAUGUCAUACAAACUACUAACUUGUUUUGGGGUGUCAAUGUCAUGUACUGAAACUCUCAACUGUCAAAAUUCCUAAUAUUAUUGUUGCAUUAUUUUCUGUUUUGCAUCAGUUACAUUAGUCAUUGUUUUCACUAUCCUGUUAUUCCAGCAGUGCUCAACAUGGUGAGAGGAAUAAGUCAUUCAAUUGGUAAUGAAGGCUUGGCCUAGUGUACUCUGAAAUACCACUGUACUAUUUACUGAUCAGAUGCUAGAAAAUAACACAUUUAUCUGCUAUUUGGGGAGUUUCCAGCAUUAUUGUUAUGCAAAAUGAUUGACUGAAUAUUCACAAUGCUUGGACCUUAUUCUGGGUUGGGUAAUAAGAAGGUCAGUGGAUCGGGGGGGUUUCUAAGACCACACUCGGUCACUCCUUUCUGCCUCUGUCUUGUUCCAUUAUGUAGCAAGCCAUGCUGAAGGAACAUACUGGAGGCCAUACUGCUUUUUGCUUGUUCAGCUUGGGGUGGGGGUGGGGGGGGGGGGGGGGGGGGGGGGGGGGCUUGGUUUGCAAAGCCAGCAAGGGAUUCUCUUCACAACAAUAGAUGUGCUGGAUGGUUUUGAAUCAGGCUUUUCUGAUGCUUUGAGGAACUUUGGGAGCAUGGGAAAACUGUCCUCUCUAAUGAAACGUGCAAAUCCACAUUAGGCACCCUACACUAAACCACUGGCCUCUACUACUGAUGAUGACACCAUUCUCUUGUGCUGCUGAGUCAUAAAGCAGCACAUUUUUGAAUGCAGAAUGGAUUUACAGUUAAAUUCUUUGUGCCACCUAAACUCAAACUGCAAAUGUUCACCUUAUGAUCUUGUGGUGGUAUACCCCAUUAGAAAUCACAGGAGAAAUGCUCAUCCUGAAUAUGAGAGUAGUUUGGGCACUCGAUUCAGAGGGGUAGUAUUGUCCAUUCCUUGCUGAGGGCGUUGCUAAGCAGCGACGGAAUGCCUGAGGAAUUCCAGUGUCUAGGUGUGUAUUGGCUGAUCUCCCCUACAGCAGAAUGGUCUUCUCCUAAUGGAGAAUUAGGCUAGAUAACAAACCUUUGUGAAAGGGCCCAUAUGUUGCACAUCAUUGUCCCCUCCAAUGGACAGAAAUAUGACGCACAAAUGGAAGUGCAUUCUACACACACAGAAAUGUUGUAUACAGUUCACACAGAACACGAUACAGUGACGUGGAGUACACAUAAAGCUGUUUAGUUUAAUUUCCUUUCCACUCCAUUUUGACAGUGAAUCUGAUGUUACUGCCCAUUUGUUUGGGUGGUUUGUUCAGAAAAUGUAUGGGUAUAAUUGUUUAAUACAUUUUUGCCUCAAAUAUAUGUGAUGCCAAUUGUGAUCUCUAUUUCUGCAGGCGAGAAUGAAGUCUUGGAGCAUCUCCAAAAGAUUGCAUCAAAGAACAAGGUGUGGAGGUCUUACAUCGGAAUGGGCUACUACAACUGCUCAGUGCCUCCAGUUAUACAGAGAAACCUUCUGGAGAAUUCAGGAUGGUAACUGUCACUUUGGUACAAACGCACACAAACAAAAGAGAGUUGUGAUGUGUUCUGCAUCUAGCCAAGUUGUCUCCAUCAAUAGGGCAAGAUACUGUAUAUUUGAUUGUGUACUCAAGGUGCAUGGAUGUAUGGGCUUCUGCCAGUCAUUAAAGCACUAAAUGCUACAUUGCAGAAAAACGUGCCCCUAAUCAGAUAAAUCUUUUGACUUGAGGCUCAAGUAUCCAGUUUAGGUUUGCACCACAUUAAAUGACAUCCUCACGUGGGAUCUUGUGAUUUGUUUUUGUCCAACUUAAAAAAAGACACAGCACUCUGACUUUUUCUCUAUCUUCAUAAACUUCCACCCACUUCACCCUAGUAUCUCAAUUCCUUUUUCUGUGUAUUGUAAUAGAUUCUUACAUUAAAAAAAAUAUUUUAGUCAUUUAUCCAGAGCGAUUAGUCCAUUCAUCUUAAGAUAGCUAGGUGAGACAACCACAUAUCACAGUUGUAGCAAGUACAUGUAAUCUGUAAUGAUUUCUCUGUGUGUCCUGUUCUCCUCAGGGUGACACAGUACACCCCCUAUCAGCCUGAGGUGGCUCAGGGUCGCCUGGAGAGUCUGCUCAACUACCAGACCAUGAUCUGUGACAUCACGGGCAUGGCUGUGGCCAACGCCUCUCUGCUGGAUGAGGCGACAGCCGCCGCUGAGGCCAUGCAGCUCUGCCAUAGGUGAGGGGAGAAUAAAUAUAAGAGGGAAAUAGUGGCUGACCAUUAAAGGGUAGUUCAUUUAGUAUAGUUCAUGUAUAGGGUCUAGUUAUAGUGUAUAAAUAAGGCCCAGAGUUUCUCCUGGUAAGGUCACUUUUUCAGGAAAAACUCCUGGCCCUACACAUGUUAAAGGUGCACUAUGCAUAAAUUGCCCCACCAUUUCCUGGUUCCUAAAAUUGUAAUAGUUUGCAGAAUUUCAGUUUGUGACAAAACAAGCAAGUAUAGUGUAGAGAAUCAUUGUACCAUCUACACUGCUGUGAAAUAUGUUUUCCAUAACCAAAAAUAUUAUAUUUUCCAGCUGUUUGAAGCUGGUGUACAAAACUUAAAGUAAAAGAGGCUAAAACAAUACAUAAGAACGGGAAGCAUAGAAAUAGCGCACAUAGAACAGAUCUACCGCUUCUUAGACUUGCUUUCAAUGAGCAUGACAGAUCUAUAACUCACAUUUCUAUGUACAUUUGGUCAGGUUGCCCAAGAAGUGACAUAUUGCAUCUUUAAUUGUUUGUUGUUAUGUUCCCUACAGACAGAACAAGAGAAGGACGUUCUACAUCGACUCACGUUGCCACCCUCAGACGAUUGCUGUGGUGCAGACCAGAGCCAAGUACGGACAUCCUUUCAAAGCUUCACUCAGACCAAGGUUAGAACUGUGUACCAAAAGCAGCAUCCUCACUAUGGGUGCUCUGAUUGUUGAUCAACAGCUACAUCGGGGUGAAGACUGUGCUGAAGCUGCCUCAUGAGAUGGACUUCAGUGGGAAGGACGUGAGCGGGGUGCUGUUCCAGUACCCAGACACCGACGGCAGAGUGGAGGAUUUCACCGCGCUGGUGGACCGUGCUCACAAGGGAGGGGUAAGAGAGCUAUUGGUGGUAAUGGUUGGUUUAUUAACCUAGGAUGCUAUCUUAAAGUAAAUGGGGGUUGGGGUUUGGUAGUGUUAUUUGGAUUUGUUGCUCCUCAUUUGGUAGGAAAGGACCCCUCAUUGCUACAUUACAUACAAUCACAGUAUAGACUUUGAUGCAGGUCUUUGGUUGAUCAGUUGGUGUUGAACAGUGGGCACAUGAGAAAGUGGUGUAUGUGGUGAUUCCAGUUUGGUACCUCAGUGAUUUGUAUGAAGACUCCCCGUCUCUCAUCCCUGUAGGCUCUGGCUUGCUGUGCCACCGAUCUGCUGGCCCUGUGUGUGUUGCGCCCCCCUGGAGAGUUUGGGGUGGACAUCGCCUUGGGCAGCUCCCAGAGGUUCGGGGUACCGCUCUGCUACGGUGGUCCCCACGCUGCCUUCUUCUCUGUCAAAGAAAACCUGGUCAGGAUGAUGCCUGGCAGGAUGGUGGGAGUGACCAGGUGAGAGCCCUUGAUUCACAUUGGCCCUGUUCAGAAUGGAAGUCAGAUCUCUUGAGGUUGUUCAAUGUUGGGCUUUAUAAACAGCAUGUUGACAUUGACUUUAUAUCAUUCUUGCUUGCAGUGGAAAAUACUGAAUUAUACAGAAUGCACAUAUACAUAAAGACUAUCUUGAUGUACAUUAGUUUGAAAUGUCCCUUGUUGGUCUGCAGGGAUGCAGCUGGUAAGGAGGUGUACCGUCUGGCUCUGCAGACCAGAGAGCAGCACAUACGUAGAGACAAGGCCACCAGCAACAUCUGUACUGCACAGGUACGGUACUGUACUGUACCCCCAAUACCAUCACACUGAGCUACCCCCAAUACCAACACACUGUACUGUACCCCAAUACCAUCACACUGAGCUACCCCCAAUACCGACACACUGAGCUACACCCCCAAUACCGACACACUGAGCUACACCCCCAAUACCGACACACUGAGCUACACCCCCAAUACCGACACACUGAGCUACACCCCCAAUACCGACACACUGAGCUACACCCCCAAUACCGACACACUGAGCUACAUCCCCAAUACCGACACACUGAGCUACACCUCUAAUACCGACACACUGAGCUACACCCCCAAUACCGACACACUGAGCCACAUCCCCAAUACCAACACACUGAGCCUCCAUCUAAUAUUGACACACUUUGCCCCAGAACAGGAUUGUUGCCUAAGUGUAUUCAACUCUUAUGAAAGUUUGUGUAAAAAAACUAUGUAGUGGUUGUCUUCAUUUAUAAGUUUUUUAUUUAUUUAAAGGAACGUUUCUCACCUUCAAAUGUAUCUGUGUCUUUCAGGCUCUGCUGGCCAACAUGGCAGCCAUGUUUGGCGUGUAUCAUGGACCCCAGGGCUUAAAGCACAUUGCUGAGAGGACACACAAUGCCGCACUGAUACUGGCUGAAGGUAUGUCCUCCGACACCCUCACUGCACAGAUACAUUUUUACUUCUUACAUCACAACUUUUAUGAUCAAUCAAUCGUUAGCAAAUUCAACCAAAAGCGUGCAUUGAGAAAGACAAUGGUAACAUUGCUUAUUUUUAGAUGAAUUACAAAUGUAUUCUUUGAGUUUUUAGAAAUGCCUUUCUCGCCAUCCUUUUGUAUCAGGUCUGAAGCGGGCCGGACACAGGCUGCACAGUGAGAUGUUCUUCGACACGCUGAAGGUUGGCUGCAGUGUGGCAGCCAAGGACAUCCUGGAGAGGGCUGUCCAAAGGGAGAUCAAUCUGCGUGUCUACAGCGAGGGAGUGGUGAGUAGUACUAGAUGCAGUUUGGGAAGAAAUUACAUAUACGUCCGCCCAGUGUCCCCCCCCCCCCCCCCCCCCCCCCACAGUGGAUGUGUCAUAAAACCUAGCGGUCAAACGGGGAAAGGGUUCCAAUUGUUUUUGGAACAUUCAUUUUUCCCAUAGGGGAUUUUAGCAAAACACUUAAAAUAAUUUCAUGUGACGUUUUGAUAACCAUGUAAAUCUCUCUUGGUCAAGGUGGCUUAUCAAUAUAUUCAGCUCUAUUUGCUCUCAGAUUCGAAACUGAAAAUUACCAUCAAAGUAGACAUGCAAAACUACAAAUCCCUGCAAGCUCCUGCACGUCACUUCAAGCUGACACAUUUGCUAACAGGUAUUGUGUCAAUUUAAAACUUGCACAAGACAGUUCACAGAAUUGACCAUUUAAAGAAAUGUAGCCUAUUUAUUCAUUACUACAUUUAGCUAACAUUAGAUAGUUCAUCCAGAGAUUCUUACCUUUGCCUCAAUUCGGCAGUCUCGUCCAGAUCAUCAUGGUAUUUGUAGUUCUUUAUGAUAGCCACAUUAUAAGCUUAUUAGCAUUUCAUUUUGGGGGGAUAAAUACGGGCAAAUAUAUUGAUAAAAGUCACCUUGUCCUAGAGAGAUUGACAUGGUUAUCAAAACAUUACGCCAGGUUAAGCCUAAACGAAACACAGCCCUUAUUUGAAGUGUUUCUAAAAUCCCUAUGGGAAAAAUGAAUGGUGGAAAAAUGAUUGGAACCAUUUCUCUGUAUGACCGCUAGGUUUUAUGGGUAUUAUGACUCAUACUGUGGUACUUUAUAGAUAAAUCCAGGGGCUAGUUCCAGACGGUGCAAUGUUGCAGAAUGUUCAGCUAGAUGUUACAGAACAUUCAGAUAGAAAUGUAUUGUAGAAUAAUUAGAAUUCUACUUAUUAAAUAUCUAUUUGCAGCAUUGUAGAAGGAGUAGCCCUCUGACUAAGCCACGUGGCCAUGUUCCUUUAUGCUUUAGAUGCACAUCAAAGGUGGGCAAUUGGUUGAAAUGAUUUAUUUGUUUACCUAGUUAGGUGUGUCUCUGGAUGAGACCGUGAUGGAGAGAGACUUGGAUGAUCUGCUCUGGGUCUUUGGAUGUGAAUCCUCAGCGGUACGUUUGCUUUCAAUAGUUCAAUGGAAUAAGAUUAUGCAUAUAUUCAGCAUUGGCCCUAUUGCUUUCUUAAGAGUGCAAAAGUCCAUCUUGAAGCCGUAGGACAAAUACUUUGAUUUCAUCUAUCGCCUAUCAAAUGUAAUUAAAUCUCAAUUUACAGGAGCUGAUUGCUGAGAAGAUGGGUGAAAGGGUGAAAGGCAUUAUGGGUAGUCCUUUCAAGAGGACCAGCAAGUACCUCAUUCACACAGUCUUCAACAGGUUGGUCUGUUUGUAGCGGCCACAUAUUACAAUAUUGGUUGUGAUAAGGAUGAAGCUUGUUAUGCCAUAACUGUUAUGAUGACUUGUGUUCUCAGUGAUGAUAGGAUUAUCAGUAUAAUUACACCAGACUGAUGAGAGACAUUAGCUGACCUUCCAUGUUUUAUUAAUUGUCUCCCAAACUCCACUUGAUUCUUGGUAGAAUAAUUCCUUUCAGGGUUUUAGAGCUAAGGUUUUUAAAGUAAAAUAACACGUUAAGCCUAAAACGUAUCUUUAUAAUCUUGAUUCACUCUGAUUCUUCAUCCCGUGCAGUUACCACUCUGAGACAAACAUUGUGCGCUAUAUGAAACGCUUGGAGAACAAGGACAUCUCUCUGGUUCACAGCAUGAUCCCACUGGUGAGUCAUGGGAAGGCAAAGAAGAAAUGUUUUACUUUGGAGCUAUUUACAUGGUCUGAAUACUAAAAACCUACAAAUUGCUGAAAAGAUUACUCGGCCAUCACUAUUUGUAAUAUCCAUUUUGUUUUCCAUGUCAGGGUUCCUGCACAAUGAAGCUGAACAGUUCUUCAGAGCUCAUGGUGAGUUAAUAUCAGGGUUGGGAUCAAUUCGGAUAGAAGGCAGUGAAUUCAGGAAGUACUGAAAUUCCACUUCAAUAAUUAAAGGGCUUCAAUUUUCAAUGAUUUCCCAAUAAACUUAAAAGUAAAAGCUAUUUAUUCUAAAAGUUUCCAUUUUUGAAUUUGAAAUUCGAAUCAGUUCCUGAAUUGACUAUCUUCGAUUUGAAUUGACCCCAACCCUGAUUAAUGAAUCUCUUGGUCUCCUCCUUAUAUUGUGGUGGUGUUGUGAAAAACACUAGGAUAUCGCUGACUGUCAUUUCCCAUAUUUCUCCCUUUGUUUCUUCUUUCCCACUGUUUUUAGCCCAUCACCUGGAAGGAGUUUGCCAACCUUCACCCCUUCUGUCCCCUGGACCAGGCUGAGGGUUAUCAGCAGCUCUUCAGGCAGCUGGAGAAGGAUCUCUGUGAGGUGACUGGCUAUGACAAGAUCUCCUUCCAACCCAACAGGUAAGCCCCUCACUGACAGCAACAUUCAGUGUGGGGUAUUCAUGACCAACUGGGAUUUCAAUUUCCCAGACUCAUCAUCCGAGCGUGAUUUCCCAAUUGCCCUCUGUUACACAUACCCCAUUGUCAAUUGAUUACUUUUACUUGAUCAUAUAACUGUCAGAGUUUGUGGCUGAUAUCUCUAUGGUUCCAAGUCCCCCACUUAUCAGUAUAAAUGGGGCUGAUGAAUAGCACAUCGUGCUACAUUGGCCUGGAACGAUAGCGUCCUGGUUGUUCAACUCUUAUUCCAUGCUUUUCCUUUACAGUUACUAUGAAGCCCAUAUAGACUAACCUUUGAACUCGGCACGUUUGAUGAUUAUGCUGAGACUUCACUGGGAGCAUGUGUCUGUGAGCAUGUGUCUGGUACAUUAACAGACUGUAUAACCUUGUCUUUCAGUGGUGCUCAGGGAGAAUACGCUGGCCUCGCGGCCAUCAAAGCCUACCUGAACUCUAAAGGAGAGGCCCAUAGAACAGUAAGUAUGGUUCUGAUUAAACAAAACUCAUCUUUGCUAGCGCACAUGCAAUACCCUGCAGAGUCAAGAUAACCCACCCUUGGUAUAUAAAAUGAUUAUAUACAUUAUUAUAUAAAAUUAAUAUUAUCAAAGUACAUGUUGGGGGGUGUGUACUAUAAAUGACCUUAAUUCAUUUUCAGUCUGAAUGUUUGCUGCCGUCAGCCAUUUCACUGUGAAUAACCUGUAACCUGUCACAUGGCAUUCCACACUGGAUACUUAGACCUGCCUACAAUCAUUUAUCAUGUAACGCCAUAAAGGGACUCGUUUUUAAUCAAUUUUUAUCAAUCACUUGUUUGCCGACAGACAUUGUAUUGGAAAAGCCCUAUCUGAAGAAUAGAGGGUUGUGUUUGGAUACUUCUACAGGAACUUUGAAAGGCCCCAAGUGUCACAAUGUGCUGGGUUGCAGUGGCUUGAGGAUAUCCGGUGAUAGGAAUAUGAUAGAAAAGUGACUGAAGAUAAGACUGCUUGUUCAAGUAGAUUUCCAGUUUUAUAAUUUGGCUGUUUUUUUUUUAACAACUCCCUUAUAAGCACAUCUUUGAUAGUGGCGUGAGCUCUUGAAACAGUCAAGGUCCACAGUUGUGCAAAUAAGGGACAGAAAAUAACACUGUCUGGAGGUUACUUGAUUCCAAGAUCCCAUAUUUGGUGAUUUAAAGACUUUGGGAACAGCACGUCAUGGACAAAACAGAUUGACCUCAGUUUGUUUUUCCUGUCAGGGGGGAAAUGUAAACGUUACCAAACAAACACACAGGUCUUGGUGACCUUGUGUGACAAUAUUGCAAAAUGUCAAAAUAAGUCUCCUUAUAAGGGAUAAAAUCAAUUGAUGACCUAUUUUCUAAAAUCAUGUUUAAUGUCAAUUGGAGAUUUGCGCAAAGAAAUCUUAGGACUAUCUAAUGAUGGCUCUAAUGGUUGACUUUCUUAGGCCUAAUUCUCUCUCUUUUACUUUGUGAUGGUCUGAGUGUAACUGUUUGAUAUUUUCCUUUUGCUUAGGUUUGUCUGAUCCCCAAGUCAGCCCAUGGUACCAACCCGGCCAGUGCCCAGAUGGCUGGCAUGAAGGUGCAGGUGGUGGAGGUGGACAAGGAUGGCAACAUUGACAUGGCAAACCUCAAGGCACUGGUAAGAGCUGGUUGGAGUGAUUCUGCUAAGCUCACUGUUACAGAGGAGCCUUUCAAUCUAACCAAUUAUCUUGAGUAUCCCGUUAUGCUUUGUAAAUCUAUGCACAAAAAAUCAUUGAGGAACAUGAUGGCCCGACAGUCAGGUCACUCACUAUGUGGUAGUGUAAUUAGCGGUCAAUUAGCUCCCUUAAAAGUGGACUGUCGUGUCACACAGACUAACCCAUUAUUCCUCUCUCAGGUGGACAAACACAAGGCUAAUCUGGCAGCCAUGAUGAUCACGUACCCCUCCACCUUUGGUGUGUUUGAGGAGAGCAUCGGUGAUGUGUGCAAUCUCAUCCACCAGAACGGAGGACAGGUCUACCUGGACGGUGCUAAUAUGAACGCACAGGUGAGAGAAGAGUAUAAGCGUGUCACCUUGCUGAUUUAAGUAAAACAUUUUGUGGACAUGACACCGCAUAGGUAAUUUGAAAGUUAACUCUGUUGUAUACUAAAACUGUUGUAAGACCUUUUUUGGUUAAAAAAAACUAACAAAUUGGGUUGCUUAUCCAGGUGUUAAUUGAGUCAUGGACCCAUCAUCAUUGAAUAUUGAGUCAUAUUACAGAAGUGUAUUUGAAAGAACCUUAUGAAAGUAUAUUUUUUACAAGCGUCUCAGGGAUUGCACUAUUCUACAGCGUACAGAGUAGGGUUGAAUAUUUUCAGUAUUUUACAAAUGUUCCAUCCCGAGAAUAAAUCCCUUUUCUCCCGGGUAACCUAGUAUUUCCUGCCAAAACAGGAAGUGUCAUUCUAAAGCGUAUAAAUACACUACAUGGCCAAAAGUAUGUGGACACCCCUUCAAAUUGACUUUCAUUGUGGCACCGUCAUAGGAUGCCACCUUUCCAACAAGUCAGUUCAUAACAUUUCUGCCCUGCUAGAGCUGCCCCGGUCAACUGUAAGUGCUGUUAUUGUGAAGUGGAAACGUCUAGGAGCAACAACAGCUCAGCCGCGAAGUGGUAGGCCACACAAGCUCACAGAACGGGACCACCGAGUGCUGAAGCGUGUAAAAAUGUGUCUUACUACUGAGUUCCAAACUGCCUUUGGAAGCAACGUGAGCACAAUUAACUGUUAGUCGGGAGCUUAAUGAAAUGGGUUUCCAUGGCCGAGCAGCCGCACACAAGCCUAAGGUAACCAUGCGCAAUGCCAAGCGUCAGCUGGAGUUGUGUAAAGCUCGCCGCCAUUGGACUCUGGAGCAGUGGAAACUUGUUCUCUGGAGUGAUGAAUCACCAUCUGGCAGUGCGACGGAAGAAUCUGGGUUUGGCGGAUGCCAGAAGAACGCUACCUGCCCCAAUGUACAGUGCCAACUGUAAAGUUUGGUGGAGGAGGAAUAAUGGUCUGGGGCUGUUUUUCAUUGUUUGGGCUAGACCUCUUAGUUCCAGUGAAGGGAAAUCUUAACGCUACAGCAUACAAUGACAUUCUAGACGAUUCUGUGCUGUGUGGCAACUGUUUGAGAAAGGACCUUUCCUGUUUCAGCAUGACAAUGCCCCACGUGCACAAAGCGAGGUCCAUACAGAAAUGGUUUGUCGAGAUCAGUGUGGAAGAACUUGACUGGCAUGCACAGAGCCCUGACCUCAACCCCAUGGAACACCUUUGGGAUUAAUUGAAAUGACGACUGUGAGCCAGGCCUAAUCGCUCAACAUCAGUGCCAACAUCAGACUUCACUAAUGCUCUUGUGGCUGAAUGGAAACAAGUCCCUGCAGCAAUGUUCCAACAUCUAGUGGAAAGCCUUCCCAGAAGAGUGGAGGCUGUUAUAGCAGCAAAGGGGGGACCAAGUCCAUAUUAAUGCCCAUGAUUUUGGAAUGAGAUGUUCGACAAGCAGGUGUCCACAUACUUUUGGUAAUGUAGUGUAUUUGAGCUAUUCAAUUUGAAAUAUUAUUUUUGAACCCAGGUCAAAUGCAUUUUACCCUCAGAGUACAGUAGUGCCCCCUUCCUGCAGAUGAGAGAAAAUGUAACUUUGGAGAAUUGCCUUUCUUUUACAUCAUCAUCACUGCUCUCUCCUGCUCUUCUCUUUACAGGUGGGCCUGUGUCGUCCUGGUGACUACGGAUCUGACGUGUCUCACUUGAAUCUCCACAAGACUUUCUGUAUCCCCCACGGGGGCGGAGGACCAGGGAUGGGACCUAUUGGAGUGUAAGUGAGACAAACUGGAUAGUUUCCCUCAAACGCACAUUGAUGGGCUAAGCACAAAAACUGCCCAAAGGAAAUAUAACUGGCCAAAUCCAGUUUUUUCCUGGUCAGGUCACUACUCUCACUAAGCAUUAGUGCAAAAAAACGUAAUUUAAAAGUGGAUAAGCAAUUACUUUUGAUGACUUAAAUCGAGUUGUGUAUGUUAACAGGAAGGAGCACCUCGCCCCGUUCCUGCCUAGCCACCCAGUAGUCUUAAUGUCAGCAGGCAACAUGUCCAGCUCCCUGGGCACAAUCAGUGCUGCCCCCUGGGGCUCCAGUGCCAUCCUACCCAUCUCCUGGGCUUACAUCAAGGUCAGUACUACAGGAUUGUAUCUAUCCUAUGAGCAGGUUGACGUUUGUCAUGAAUCUUGCCCUGGAGGAAGAACUGAGUGAUUUCUGCUAGAUGGGCCAGCUGCAAAGUCAAUAUAGGCCAUAUCGUGAAAAUUCAUGGAAACCAAAAUGUUCUUUUUGGUCUGAAAUUAAGGUUACGCAUUAGGGUUAGCAGUGUGGUUAAUUUUAGGUUUUACUUUGUAUUACUUUGUGGCUAUGCCAGCUUGUGACCACUGCAGAGCUGCCUCCAGUACACAAGUCAUGACAUUACAUGCCAACCUGCAUCUUAUGGUUUAGUGCCAUGUAAUUUAAAUAAUGAUGAUAGAUUUGUUAGAAUAGUGUUAUUCAGGAUACUCAAAUUGUCUUUCUAGGCAAAUGCAGAAAAAAAACAUGCAACUAAAGCAGCGACAUCAGUUGAGUACAUGUCGAUAUAGACCCUGACGUUGUAUCCUACUGUGUAGAUGAUGGGAGCCAAGGGGCUGGUUCACGCCACAGAGGUGGCUAUCCUGAAUGCCAACUAUAUGGCUAAGAGACUGGAGAGCCACUACAAGAUCCUCUUCAAAGGCAGGAAAGGUGAGUGGUAGAGUUCCUAUUCACCCCGUAUGGCAGCGUUUUCCAAACUAGGGGUCAUGACCCUAUGUGGGUUCGCCUGAUUUGAAAAUUGGGUGAGAGAAACUAAUGUGCCGCUCAGUUCAUAGAACCGCAGGUACGCGAGUAACCUUUGAUAUCAGCUAUAAGCGGUCGGGACAAACAGCAGUUUCUUUUUUCUUCCUACAAAUGUGGCUCAAAUUUUUGAACGGUUGGAGCUAUAAGCUAUUAUGACCCCAUUGUUUGAAAGGUGAAACUCGCAGGAACACGUACGUGUCUUUUUCCCUCUACGACGCGCACAAGCUGCGGCGCACAAGCUGCGCAGGACUUAAAACAGAGUGGACAGGACCAGUCACCAAAUCUGACUGGAGGGAAAAAGAACACAUCACUGAAAGCAAUUAUCUUUUCUACACAGAAGAUCAUACGAUUAUUGCCAGAUGAUCUUCCUUGAUUUUUUCCCCUAAACUUCCCAAUACCUUUCUGAUGCAUUUGUCACUUGGAACCAUAUUCCCUUCAGAUUAGAAUACUGAUUUGUAAUGGACUGUCAUGCUCCCAAAUAAAAGUUAACAUUUGCUGUUGAUUACAUCACUUUUUAAACAUGGUGGGGUUGCGAAAACGUUCUGAUUUAACAAAAUGCGGUCAAGGGACAAAUGAGUUUGAGAACCCAUCCCUGUUUUAUGGUUUCCUGUGUCCUUCAGUAAUUAGCCGACACUAGCAAAAUGUUGAUUUAAUUAUCACAGAUUGUUUUUGUCCACAGGCUUUUGUGCUCAUGAAUUUAUUUUGGAUGUGAGGCCAUUCAAGAAGUCCGCCAACAUUGAAGCGGUGGAUGUGGCUAAAAGGCUCCAGGAUUAUGGUGAGCUGGAACACACUGGGUACUGCUGAAAGGUCAACAUGGUCCACUUGUCUCUCCGCAUCUUACUCUAUUAAAUCAAAAAUAAUUAGGAAUAUAUAUAUAUAUAGUUUAAAAAAAAUGGAAUUUAGCUGUGAGCCCCCUCAUCCCCCUGUGUGUCUGACCUUGGUCAGGUUUCCAUGCCCCCACCAUGUCGUGGCCCGUGGCAGGGACCCUGAUGAUUGAGCCCACUGAGUCGGAGGACAAGGCAGAGAUGGACCGCUUCUGUGACUCGCUGAUGGGAAUCAGACAGGAAAUAGCAGAUAUUGAGGAAGGCAGAAUGGAUGCCCGCAUUAACCCACUGAAGGUACGGCACUGUCCUGACUCCUAGACAACUAACAAUAUGUGAGUGUGUGUGUGUGUGUGUCAAGCCAUGCAGUCAGCUACAUACAUACAGUGGUCUUUAAACUCGUAGCAAUUUUACUAAAUCAAAUCGGUGUGAGUGACAGCCUUCCAUAUUUCAACUUAAAGUAACUGUUUAGUGUUGUUGACGUCCUCUGAGAAAAUGGCAAGCAUUUUUGAAACUCUGUUUGAGGUGGGGUUUUUGAAGUGUUUUAUUUAUUUUUAGAAUUAGUCAACAUUAUUUGGGGUUGGAGUUAACAGAGUAUGAACUUUUAAAAGCAAGAUUUUCACUAGUCAGUUUAAGAAAUAACAACUAAUUGUGAUAAGACAUACCGCUGUGAUUUGGACAACCUUAUUAUAGUUUUAUUGAGCAUAAAUCUGUGCAUUAAUGGUAGCACCUAAAUGUAGCAAGAGUUGCUGUAUGUCACCAGAGCAGUUAAAAUAGGUGUUCACUGGGGUCUCUGUGUCCACAGAUGGCACCUCACUCCCUGGCCAGCAUCACCUCCUCUACCUGGGAUAGGCCCUACUCCAGGGAGUACGCUGCUUUCCCCUUGGUGAGUUUUCACUCUGGAAAACAUCAACACACACUACCAACUCCACUUCCCCCCCCGGAGCUAAAAAUGGCUCUGUUUUCAUGUGAAUGUCAACAUGUUUACAUCAGCGUUAACAAUCUUUAUACACAGAUUAUUUUACUCUUUCUAAUAAGGAAGGUCAACUCCAAUUUUUCCCCCAUUUCCAGCCAUUCGUGAGGCCCGAGACCAAGUUCUGGCCAUCCAUCUCCAGGAUCGACGACAUCUACGGUGACCAGCACCUGGUCUGCACCUGCCCCCCCAUGGACGUGUACGAGUCACCAUACGAGGAGAAGAGAGCUUCCUCAUGACACGAACGCCUCCGUUAUACCAGCAGUCAUCAUUCAUCACACUUCCAAAUUCUGAAAAUCCAUUGAGUUGUAUUGUACACCGUAGUUUUUCUGUAUUUCAAUGAUAUGCCCUCGGUGCCUCGACUCUUUUCUGUUGUACAAAUAGUUGCCUUGACUCUCCCUCCAUGCCGUUUUAUGCUCUAAAAUACCGGAUCGGACUGACACGUAGAUCAACUUGUGUAGGGUUUUUGUUAAUAUUUGCUGUGUUCUGUGCAUGAAAAUGUUUAAAAUGUGUAUUUUGACACGUUUGCCUAAUCACUUAUACUAGUCUUGAUGUUAAGAAUUUUUAUGGAUAGUUUUCUAAUGAUCUUAAAAAAGAAAUUCAACCCAUUUAGACAAUGUUUAAUACAACUAUUUUCCUUGUCUUUUCUUGUUGAGUUUUGGAAGUAGACUAGACUUCAGUAAGUUAUUUUUCACAUUUAAGGAAAUACUGCCAUCUAGAUGUGAAUGUUGAACACCAGCAAUAACUCAGUUUGCCACAUGAUUUGUUCUGAGAAACUUGAUACUAAUACAUUUGGACAUUGAGAUAUUUCUCAUCUCCAAAACAGAGACUAAGAUGACAUUGUAAUUGUGUGAAAGUGACGAUUACAGUUCUCGUGACUGUCCUGCGUUCAGUCUUUAUCUCUAACUAAUUGGGCUUAAAGUAUUAGUUCAAAGAAUGAAUGUCCAGUUCACUCUGCCCACGGACAUGGCAUGAGAACCCCAGAGAAGUUCCUUCAUUUUGUUAAUCCUAUUGGGUGAUAAUCUUUUCUCUUUGCCUCAGUAAAUACAUUGUGUGACUUAUUGUACAACUGAAAACAUAAGCACAAUCAAUGGAACAGUUGUGGGUGCAUGACUUGGUCCCCUGUAGCUCAGUUGGUAG